AUGGGCCGGUUACUUGCGCCGCUGGCAGUGCUCUCGGCCCUUACGACACUGGCGAGCGCUGGCCUCCAAAUCACGAGUCCGAAAGCGGGAGCUAAGCUCACAGCUGGCGAUGCGCUCAAAGUGGAGUGGAAAGAAGCUGGCAGUGGGCCAGGCGUCGAUGACCUUACCACAUACGAGGCGUUUCUGUGUGCAGGACCCAACGAUCCUGGGAACGCCAAUACAGUUAUCUAUCCUAUAACGACAUCGGGCAAUUUCGCAAAAGGAGGAAGUUCGGCAGAGGGCAAGAUCCCCGCGACGGUGGGUGGAAAUUCACCGUCAAAUGCAUACUACGUCAAAAUCGUCGCCACUGGAGCCCAGGGGGGCACUUACACAGUCUUCUCGGAUCGCUUCUCCUAUACUGGCAUGACCGCCUCGUUCUCCGCCGCCUUCACCGCCGCCAUGAAAGAUGUCACCGGUACCGAUGGUCCAUCAACAGUCGACACAACCGUCAAAGAUGCGGCGGAUGCCUCGAGUGUGGCAGAUGAUGAAUACGAGGUGGAAUAUACAAUGCAGACCGGCGCCACUCGAUAUGCGCCGAUGCAGCCUGUACCUGGGACGAAGAUCACGGCCAAAACGGCGAAGCCACAAUACCCGACGAGCUCCGUAAAGAUAGCGACAACGAACCUGCCAAUUCCGAGCAUACAGACAACGAUUACGCAGAGUCAGACACACAAGGUCACCAGCAUCGAGAAUACGGUCGCUGCGGCUCCUAUGCCUUCAGACGAUAUGGCCAAGUUUUUGAGGCGUUGGGAAGACUAG
Didymosphaeria variabile is the source of this 798-nucleotide messenger RNA. RefSeq names its product Cell wall synthesis protein kre9 precursor (gene KRE9). The record is from RefSeq and is a predicted model, not a curated record. Gene Ontology annotation, cellular component: extracellular region. The transcript has 4 exons. Lineage: Eukaryota; Fungi; Ascomycota; Dothideomycetes; Pleosporales; Didymosphaeriaceae. Gene Ontology annotation, biological process: cell wall biogenesis; (1->6)-beta-D-glucan biosynthetic process; fungal-type cell wall organization. Bases 1 to 798 code for a protein of 265 amino acids.